Messenger RNA from Trichoderma asperellum CBS 433.97, 360 nucleotides. The record is from RefSeq and is a predicted model, not a curated record. Lineage: Eukaryota; Fungi; Ascomycota; Sordariomycetes; Hypocreales; Hypocreaceae.
UAACAUUUUGAGUAAGGAAACGCGACGGCUUAAUAUCAGACUCGUUUAUGCUUUAUCACAGGCGAUUCUUCCCAAAAUUGCUACCUUUUCUACAGAUUCUUGUGCACGAGGCAUAACAUCCUAGCUUUAGAGAUGGAGUGGUACGGGUAUCAGGUACACGACUAUGCAAUAUCGCAAAAAAAAAAAAAAAAAGAAAAAAAGAGUAAUCGUGAAUAUAUCCAUGAGAAAAAAAAAAUCAGAUUAGUGUGCUGCUGCAUGUGUAAUUACUACGGCAUCUCAUGUAUGAUGUUGAAACAAGGCUCGGCUUUAUUUUUAGACGGAUGAAUCCCCUGUCCUUUCACAGCAAUUUUAUCCUCCAUC